UCCCCUCUUCUGCAGCAGACAGCACUAGCUCCUCUAAUCCUCUUGCUUCCCCCUCCCCCAAACUUUUCUUGGGGAAUAACAAAUAUAGCUUUGGGGAUAAUAUAGCUUUAAGACGACUUUUGGCAAAUGUAAAUGUCCUAACAUCUGGGCAGUGUUACCAGAAUCCCGGAGGCCCUGACAGACCAGGAGCCACUGGUUCUAGGAAUGUUAAAGUAGAAGGGCUUUUGCCCACCCCCGACUGAUGAGAGGAGCAGAGAGCAAAGAAAAAGAGGAGAGAUGAACGAGACCACAAAAAUCAUAAAAUAAAAAGCAGAUGUCAUAUGCCUGCUUCCUCUCAAUUUUGGGAGUUCAUAGCUGGUUCUUCUCUGAAAGUCAUUCCCCCUUAUCCUGGUACUUCUGGCCACAUAGCCCUAGCCUCAUUUUCUGAAGCUUCCCUGUCGACGAUGAUGACUGGUCCACUGACUCAGAGAGGUGCUCUCUCACUGCUGCUCCUCCUAAUGCCCGCAGUGACACCAACAUGGUACGCAGGCUCAGGUUACUCUCCAGAUGAAAGCUACAAUGAAGUAUAUGCAGAAGAGGUCCCCGCUGCCCGUACCCGUGCCCUGGACUACAGAGUCCCCCGAUGGUGUUACACAUUGAAUAUCCAGGAUGGAGAAGCCACAUGCUACUCACCAAGGGGAGGAAAUUAUCACAGUAGCCUAGGCACACGUUGCGAGCUCUCCUGUGACCGGGGCUUUCGAUUGAUUGGACGGAAGUCAGUGCAAUGUUUGCCAAGCCGGCGUUGGUCUGGAACUGCCUACUGCAGGCAGAUAAGGUGCCACACACUGCCAUUCAUCACUAGUGGCACCUACACCUGCACCAAUGGAAUGCUGCUUGACUCCCGUUGUGACUAUAGCUGUUCUAGUGGCUACCACCUAGAAGGAGAUCACAGCCGCAUCUGCAUGGAAGAUGGGCGAUGGAGUGGAGGCGAGCCUGUAUGUGUAGACAUAGAUCCACCCAAGAUCCGUUGUCCUCACUCUCGUGAGAAAAUGGCAGAGCCAGAGAAACUAACUGCUCGAGUAUACUGGGACCCACCAUUAGUGAAAGAUUCUGCUGAUGGUACCAUCACCAGGGUGACACUUCGGGGUCCAGAGCCUGGUUCUCACUUCCCUGAAGGAGAACAUGUGAUUCGUUAUACUGCCUAUGACCGAGCCUACAACCGGGCCAGCUGCAAAUUCAUUGUAAAAGUACAAGUGAGACGCUGUCCCAUUCUGAAGCCACCACAGCACGGCUACCUCACCUGCAGCUCAGCGGGGGACAACUAUGGUGCCAUCUGUGAAUACCACUGUGAUGGUGGUUAUGAACGCCAGGGGACCCCAUCCCGAGUUUGCCAGUCAAGUCGACAGUGGUCAGGAUCACCACCUGUUUGUACUCCUAUGAAGAUUAAUGUCAAUGUUAACUCAGCUGCUGGCCUCCUGGAUCAGUUCUAUGAAAAACAGCGACUCCUCAUAGUCUCUGCUCCUGAUCCCUCCAAUCGAUACUACAAAAUGCAAAUCUCUAUGCUGCAGCAAUCCACCUGUGGACUUGACCUGCGGCAUGUGACCAUUAUUGAGCUGGUGGGACAGCCACCUCAGGAGGUGGGGCGCAUCCGGGAGCAACAACUAUCAGCAGGCAUCAUUGAGGAGCUCAGGCAAUUCCAGCGCCUCACUCGUUCCUACUUCAACAUGGUGUUAAUUGACAAGCAGGGUAUUGACCGGGAACGCUACAUGGAACCUGUCACCCCUGAGGAAAUCUUCACAUUCAUCGAUGACUACCUGCUGAGCAACGAGGAGCUGGCACGGAGAGUGGAGCAGAGGGACCUAUGCGAGUGACCUUGAGGCAGGGUGUGGUUGAGGCACCUGUCCUCCGGAGCUUAAACUGAGAGGAAAUGCUGUGCCCCCGCCCCCCCUGCACUGUUGGGAGCAGCCCUCGGGUGGGGGUGAGGUUUGCCAAAUCUAGGACAGUUCCAGGCAACAUUUUAGGGUAGAAUAUUCAUUUCCCUAAGCAAGUCUCCGUUUUGGGUAGCACUGGAGGAGCCUAUGAAACUGAGGACAUGCCCUGGGCAGUGAGUUGUAGACAGGAGUCCUUCUUCACCUGCCUGGAGCCUCUCUGUCUAGACUCUUCCCAAAGCCUUUCAGAUAAGUAAAUACCAAAUUCAUUCCUUUA
Molecule: messenger RNA, 2184 nt
Organism: Mus caroli (Ryukyu mouse)
Lineage: Eukaryota; Metazoa; Chordata; Mammalia; Rodentia; Muridae
Gene: Srpx2
Product: sushi repeat containing protein X-linked 2
Biological process (GO): positive regulation of synapse assembly; positive regulation of cell migration involved in sprouting angiogenesis; cell-cell adhesion
Molecular function (GO): signaling receptor binding
Source: RefSeq, a predicted model, not a curated record